Molecule: messenger RNA, 2082 nt
Organism: Leptosia nina
Lineage: Eukaryota; Metazoa; Arthropoda; Insecta; Lepidoptera; Pieridae
Source: the annotation of a GenBank genome assembly
AUGGAGACCUUAUCUACCACAUCACAAGGGGAUAGCAGUAUAAAGAGUGAAGACAGUAGCCCCCAGCAGGAAAGUGGUAGAAGCUCCCCUCCACCAAACUGUGCCAUAUGCCUUGGAACAUGUAAAAACAAGUCCUUCACAGACUCAUGUCUUCACCAAUUUUGUUUUAGAUGUAUUUUAAGAUGGAGUAAGGUUAAAGCUGAGUGUCCUCUAUGUAAACAAAUUUUUAAAUCAAUAAUACAUAAUGUGCGCUCAAAUAGUCAGUAUGAGGAAUAUAUGGUGGAACAGAGAACUCAAGUGGAGGAUAUUGAGAGGAUUGAAAUUGAUAAUAUAUCUAAUGCUGCUCAAAGGUUUAGAUUUAGGGCAACCCUAACUCUACCGAGCCGAGACUCUUGGGCGAUAGAACAAAUUCUUCUUAACCGAACGGAUGCGCGUAGACAACCUCCCGCGCACCGACGCCGUCAACCUUCUUACUUCCGUAGAACGGUAUACCGCCACAACCUCUGGGCUCGACCACUGCCAGAUUUCACAGGAAGAUAUAGGGACUGCACACCAGAAUUCUACAGGUACAACAACUCUCAAAUGCAUCGCUUAGUGCCUUGGUUAACGCGAGAACUACACUACCUAUUAAAUGAAAAUGUUCAACACAUAUGCUUUGUGAUGUCACAAAUUAUGGAGUUGCUUCCCAGUUAUCACAUCAAUUCGUCAGAAUUUAGAGAAGCGACGCAACGGUAUUUUGGUGACAGAACAGAGCAUUUCCUACACGAGCUGUACUGUUUUGCAUCGACGCCUUAUGACAUGGCGGGAUACGAUAGAAAUGUGCAAUACACGACAGAUUCACGGGUUUCGACCAUGAUCAAUGAAAUAAUAUCGAGUUCAGAUAACGACUCUAGUCUUGACUCGGAUAUUAAUAUUGAAGAUUUCUUACGUCAGUUCCCGAUCAGCUCCCAGUAUCCAGCUGGAUCUUCACAAGACGUACCCAGACCGCAGUUCGACACUGUCAACACAAACCCACCAACAAAUGAUGUCAUUCCAAUUGAAACAAUAUCCCAUUCUGACACAGAUGACAAUUCUUCUGAGGUUAUGGUGGUGGGGUAUAUAAAGCCCCCGCACGCGCGUACGCCGGAAGUUGUUGAUCUUCUAGAGUCUGAUAGCGACGUGGUAAUCGAGGACGACCCUCAACCCUCGACCACAGUACAGCCUCAAACCAGCCAAAGCCAAGAGAGUAGAUCAGUGUCUCUGGUCAAAGUAACUUUAAAACAACAUCAUCCUACCCCAGCAGCUACGAUCGCCAAUUUCCCAACCGCUACACCUGCGACUACUGCCCCUACAGUUUCUGACAGCGACGACAGCACCUACACGCCUCCAUUACCUCGACGGAAGAGACCUUCAUCCGACACGAAUUCAAGCAGUACAAAAACAUCCAGUUCUUCCGAAUCCGAAUAUCGCACACCCAGUUCCUCGACUGUUUCAUACUAUAGCAGCAGUAGCAGCAGCGUCGCAUAUAGCAGCAGCGAUAGUUGUAGCAGUGAUUCCUAUACUCCACGUGCAAAAAAAGUAAAGAGAAAGAAAACAAAAAGAAAAAGUAGCAAUGACAAGUCAAAAAAGAAACUGAAAAGGAGCAAAUCGAAGUCCAAAAACAAAAAGUCUAAAUCCGAAUCGGCCUCAACGAAGGACACAAGUCGCAAAUCUAAUUCGGGCAUAGGGGUGAAAUCUUCGAAGAGUACAAAUUCAGAACGAACACAGUUCCUAGAUCAACCGAGCACCAGCGGAACACAAAACAGGAGUAAAAGCAAUAAAAGGAAAAUGGACAGUAAACGAAGCAGUAAUGAGAGUAAAAGACUGAGAAGUGCUAUUUCUGUUGUGACAAAUCAAAAACAUCUUAGGAGUAGUGGUAGUGAGACGAGUCAAGCAAAUAGUUCAAAACCUAAUAGUGUUGAUGAGGGUACGACUCAGGCUAGAGAAAAACCCGUUCCAGAGAACGUCACGAAUUCCAGCGUUGUAGAAAAUUCAGAUACAUCUGAGUCUGAAACACACAAUCCAUACAUAGACAGGAUAAUACAAUACUUGAAAAAUAAAUAG